AUGUCGGACUUCGACAGCAACCCCUUCGCCGACCCGGACCUCAACAACCCCUUCAAGGAUCCUUCUGUUACGCAAGUGACAAGAAAUGUUCCUCCAGGGCUAGAUGAGUACAAUCCUUUCUCUGAUUCAAGAACACCUCCUCCAGGAAAUGUGAAAAUACCUAAUGUACCCAGUACCCAGCCAGCAAUAAUGAAACCAACAGAAGAAUCACCUGCUUACACACAAAUUGCAAAGGAGCAUGCCUUGGCCCAGGCAGAACUGCUAAAGCGUCAAGAAGAACUGGAAAGAAAAGCAGCUGAACUAGAUCGCAGAGAAAGGGAAAUGCAGAAUCUCAAUCAGCAGGGGGGUAGAAAAAAUAACUGGCCGCCUCUUCCUGAGAAUUUUCCAGUAGGUCCUUGUUUCUACCAGGACUUUUCUGUAGACAUUCCUGUAGAAUUCCAGAAGACAGUAAAGAUUAUGUACUAUUUGUGGAUGUUCCAUACAGUGACACUGUUUCUUAAUAUCUUUGGAUGUUUGGCCUGGUUUUACGUUGAUGCUACGCGAGGGGUUGAUUUUGGAUUGAGUAUUCUCUGGUUCUUGCUUUUUACCCCUUGUUCUUUUGUCUGCUGGUACAGACCACUUUAUGGAGCUUUCAGGAGUGACAGUUCAUUCAGGUUCUUUGUGUUCUUCUUUGUAUAUAUCUGUCAGUUUGCUGUACAUGUACUUCAAGCUGCAGGAUUUCAAAGAUGGGGAAACUGUGGGUGGAUUUCAUCUCUUACUGGUCUUAAUAAGAGUAUUCCCGUUGGCAUUAUGAUGAUAAUCAUAGCUGCACUUUUCACAGCAUCUGCUGUUAUCUCAUUAGUUAUGUUUAAAAAGGUGCAUGGUCUCUACCGCACGACUGGUGCUAGUUUUGAGAAGGCGCAGCAGGAGUUUGCAACAGGAGUGAUGUCCAACAAAACUGUACAAACCGCUGCAGCCAACGCCGCAUCAACAGCAGCAACCAGUGCAGCUCAAAAUGCCUUCAAGGGUAACCGAAUGUAGGGGGACAUAAAAAGUCGUCACGGUUCUCUUCCAUUGUACUUUAUUUUCCAGUCACUUAUUAUAUUCCCUAAAAGCCUAGAUCAAAAUUCACACAGCAUGUUUGUCUCUUCUGCAGCUGUG
Messenger RNA from Gymnogyps californianus (California condor), 1140 nucleotides. RefSeq names its product secretory carrier membrane protein 1 (gene SCAMP1). Gene Ontology annotation, biological process: protein transport. Bases 1 to 1020 code for a protein of 339 amino acids. The transcript has 9 exons. The record is from RefSeq and is a predicted model, not a curated record. Gene Ontology annotation, cellular component: recycling endosome membrane; trans-Golgi network membrane. Lineage: Eukaryota; Metazoa; Chordata; Aves; Accipitriformes; Cathartidae.